AGUCCAGAUGUUGUGAGAAAGUUCCGAGCUUCCUGGCAGCCUGAUGCUGGGUUCAAAAGAGUUUUCCAUGGAAGAGCCAAUGAUCCACAUCUUCAAUGGGCAGCCAGCAUGACUCACGGAGUAUCAACCCAGUCUUCCAAUAAAGCUGAAACUCUUGUGAACCCGAAUCCCAAAACAUUAUUCCAACAGCGCCUAGCAAAUAGGAAAGAAAAUGUUUAUGCCAGCAUUGCCAAAGGUCCUCUUGGCAAGUCACAUGAUCAGCGUCCAGGUUUGCCACAAAAUCUGAAUACUGACUAUUUUACUUUUGGUCUUCCUACUGAAUUAGAUAUUGGUGCUGGUGGAUUAAUAAACCCCGAUAAAAAUUACCAACAAGUUCAAGACGAGAGUUCUGUCGGCCAUGAUCUCUACGUUAAAACUCACGCUAAUUUUGACGUUGGUGAGAGAGUCAGGCGGAACUAUACUUGUCCCAGUUUCGAUAUCAACAGAGGUUAUGGUAUUCCUACGCCACAUAGUAACGAUGGUAAAGAGGUUCGACAGACGCUAAAAUGGCUCCAACAGGAUGACCAGACGUCAAAGAUUGUUUCUCAAAGGGUGGAUAAUUUUAGAGAGAGAACUCAAUCUCAAUUGGGCCGAGUCCAUGAUCCUAUUAAAGACACGCUUAAUGUACCAGCUGAUCAUACAUUUGGUGUUUUAUUGAAACCAGACCAAUAUGGUGCCGGUGACUUGUUACAUAAUCGUGUCCCUGGUUCGUAUCUGAGGGGUCGAGAUCAACAGAGAGGUGUUGUAGCGGCAGCACGACAACAUCUAAAGAAAGUCAACUACCAUAAUUUUCCUGAUUUGUUGGCAGCCUUUAGGUUCUACGAUAAGGAUUGCAGUGGAAAGAUAGAUAUCAAUGGAUUAAGAGAAGUCUGUGUAGAGUUCCAUCUUCCCCUGGAACCAGAGAUGUUGGAACAGGUCUUUGAUUUCUGUGAUGCCAACCGGGAUGGUAAAAUAGACUAUAUAGAAUUUUCUAAUUUCUUAAACUGGAAAGACAAAAUGGAAUCUGGCUUUGCUGAUAAACCUGAGAUCAGUGGUGAAUUUGAUCAGAAGACAGCCCAGAAUUCUGGUAGUACACCACGUCGAUUAAAACAACAGAUAGACCGAGCUAUUGGCAACCAUAAAACUAGUGCUGGUAUGAUCAACGCGGUGGUUGGUGGCGUUUCCACUAGAGAUUACAGAACGUAUGGUGUUCCAACCAUCAGAAUGGAUUUACCAGCCCCGAGAACACGGCGUAUUGACGAUCUCAACAACUAUGGUGAGGAAUCCGAUUGCUAUGGACUGUUGAACCCAUCUAUUUAUAGUAGCAAGGGAAUCUAUGAGAGAGAUUUUCUAAUUCCACGAUCAUUAGAAGAGCUAAAGGUUAUAUUUGAAGGUAUUGGAGUAAGAAUGACAGGACAAACUCUUGAAGAUGUGUACAAUAUAGCUGCUGCCAGUCACCCUAAAGGUGAUGUUUGUGUGGAGUCAUUCCGAAACGUCUUAGAUGACUAUCAAGCCUUCCAGGUCCAAUCUGGACAACAUCCUUUAGCAGUUUAA
Molecule: messenger RNA, 1572 nt
Organism: Lottia gigantea (owl limpet)
Lineage: Eukaryota; Metazoa; Mollusca; Gastropoda; Lottiidae
Exons: 7
Molecular function (GO): calcium ion binding
Source: RefSeq, a predicted model, not a curated record